UGCGUUCGCCAUGGCGGCGGUGUAGUUCUCGUCGUUGCGCUUCCAGGAUCUUCAAUUUCACAUUCUGCUGCAGUGCCAGUGACUGUGAAAGAACGCAAUUUAGCUCACGCACACCAAUCCCACCUUGUUUCCACCUUUUAUCUCGUCCCGUAAAAGCGCAAGAUUUCGUUAAGGUUAAGCGCGGUUUCCGCCUGUGGUGAAAGUGUUCAUGUUCCUCGACCUGAUUACAGUCUCUCUCUCUCUCUCUUUUUCUCUCCUCUUCUGUACUCCCCCUCUCCCAUCGCUAUUUCUUAAUUUUCAUGUCUCGUACCUAAUACAUUCCGAAGCUUAACGUUCGACUAUACCUGCUAUCUGAAACGCGACGAUGAGCAACGAUAAGGAACGUGACGUAAUUCACGUUGGAUCUCGGAAAAGCGAGCUGGCCUUGAUACAAACUAGGCACGUGAUACAAUGCCUGAAAGAAAUCAAUCCGAAAAAAGAAUUCGAAAUAGUAACAAUGUGCACUAAGGGAGAUAAGAUUCUGGAUAAAUCUUUACCAAAGAUCGGGGAGAAGUCCCUGUUUACCGAGGAGCUGGAGCUAGCUUUGGAGGAUGGUCGCGUCGAUUUUGUGGUGCACUCGUUAAAAGAUUUGCCAACGACCCUACCGGCGGGAAUGGCCCUAGGUGCGAUAUUGAAACGUGAGGACCCACGCGACGCGGUGGUCAUGUCGAAGAAAUACAAAGAGGAAACACUGUCUUCAUUGCCAAAGGGUAGCGUCAUAGGUACUAGUUCUUUGCGUAGAUCCGCGCAAUUAUCACGGAAUAUGCCGCACCUAAAGAUAGAGAACAUUCGCGGUAACUUGAACACGAGAUUGAAGAAAUUGGACGAUAAAAAUGGCCCCUACGCCGCGAUAAUAUUAGCUGCUGCCGGUUUAAAAAGAAUGGGCUGGGAAAACAGGAUAAGCCAGCUCCUGGAACCCGAGGAAGCUCUCUAUGCUGUCGGCCAGGGUGCAUUGGGUGUUGAAUGCCGAGAGUCAGAUUGGGAAACACGGUCUCUCUUGGAACCAUUGUUUGACUUGGAAACCACAUUGAGAUGCGUAUGUGAGCGGUCGUUUUUGAAAACUCUUGGUGGCGGUUGUUCCGCACCAGUCGCAGUGUCUACGUCUUUGAAAAAGAACGAGUUAACGAUUACCGGUGCUGUAUGGUCUCUGGAUGGUCAAACUUUGAUUACAGAUACCUUGAAAAGCAAAUUUUAUUUACCCAACGACGAUGGUGAGCCUCCUCGGAAAUGCCCAUAUCAGGAACCCCGCCUUUACUGCAGCGUUGUUCCCAACAACGUAAGCAGUGUAAGUCUUUUUGCUGCUGAACAGCUUGGUACAAAAUUGGCCAAUAGUCUCAUAAAGAAAAAUGCUCUCGACGUAAUGUCGCAGGCUAGAAAUGAAAUCUUAGAUUCAAAAUAAUAUGAAUUGUAUUUCGAUUGUUGGUUGCAAACGCUUAGAGAAUGUAUGUUAAAGUGAAGUGACGAUUAUCAAUAAUUCAUUGAUCUUUCAAUGUUCCGUGACUGUUGGAUACCCAUCGUACAUUUCGAUUUAUGUAUGUUCAAGAUGGAAAACUCGAUUGGAGUACAAAUCGUAUUGUUUUUUUAUAUUGUUACUUUUCUGAAUUGUUUUUGUGUAUCUCGUAUAUACAUUUUGUUUUUAUCCUAGCGCUGGUUAAUGAAUCUGUAAAAGUAAUUGUAACAGUGAAAAAUUGAAAAUACAUCAUAUAGUACGUAAUUUAAAUUACUAAAAUUUGUGUAUGAUAUACCUCAAUUUGGAUGAAUUGUACAAAUUCUGUAAAGAUUGUACACUUAUUGUUAUGUAAAUAAUCCAGAAUUAAUGUUGACGCAACAAAUAUUACAUAGAAAUUUUAUUACUGUUGAAAAUAAUAGUCUAUUGCAAAACACUGCCAUAUAUAGAUCAGUAGUAACAAUCAACGUGAUAUAUAUAUAGUUCUAUUUGUGUUAAAUAAAUUAUAACAAUCAAGUUUUGUACAGGCACAAUUUAUAUAAACAAUAUGUAACUCACGAAUACAUAUAUCUCUCCGAUUCUGUUGAAUAUUUGGGUAUCUUAUUUCAAGAGACUAAAUCAUUUUUUUAUUAUUUUGAGGAAUUAUUAACACCAUAUAUAAAAUUACAAGGUAUCGAGGAAGAGCAUUGUAUAACUUCAUUAUUGGGUUUUCCGUCUAUUACUUAUAUAUGUGCCCCCCUCCUUCCGAUCGUGAACAUGUUCUUGUAAAACAUAUGUAUAUAGAAAAUAUUUUGUAAUAUAUAAACACAA
Messenger RNA from Vollenhovia emeryi, 2296 nucleotides. RefSeq names its product porphobilinogen deaminase-like. The record is from RefSeq and is a predicted model, not a curated record. Gene Ontology annotation, cellular component: cytoplasm. Gene Ontology annotation, biological process: heme biosynthetic process. The transcript is spliced from 6 exons. Lineage: Eukaryota; Metazoa; Arthropoda; Insecta; Hymenoptera; Formicidae. The coding region runs from base 365 to 1438 and encodes 357 amino acids. Gene Ontology annotation, molecular function: hydroxymethylbilane synthase activity.